This is a messenger RNA of Culex quinquefasciatus (southern house mosquito), 605 nucleotides long. Its product is annotated as C-type lectin 37Da. Gene Ontology annotation, cellular component: external side of plasma membrane. Bases 38 to 505 code for a protein of 155 amino acids. The transcript has 2 exons. Lineage: Eukaryota; Metazoa; Arthropoda; Insecta; Diptera; Culicidae. Gene Ontology annotation, molecular function: carbohydrate binding. The record is from RefSeq and is a predicted model, not a curated record. Gene Ontology annotation, biological process: biological process involved in interspecies interaction between organisms.
AGUUGAUCAGUUAGUCAGAAUCAGCGAGGUUGCAAUCAUGGCUCGUUCUUUUAGGACCAUAGCGAAGCUCGUUUUACUUCUUCUUCUUGCUGCUGAGCAGGGUCUCAGCUGUAACUCACGCUAUCACAUAUCUUCUACCACGUUCAACUGGUUCGAGGCUGUUGAGUACUGCAACCGUCUGGGGAUGCGCCCGGCCAUCCUGGAUACUCCGGCCAAACACGAUGAAGCCGUACGAGAGGCCCAACUGACCGGCAAGCAAGCGUCCGGAUUCUUUGGUCUGUGGCUUGGUGCGACGGAUCUGGGCCGGAUCGGAACGUACGUGUGGCAACCGACGGGAUCGCGGGUCGGUUGGGUCAAGUGGCGGCCCGGAGAGCCCACCGGAGGACCGGAACACUGCAUGAAUCUGUACUACUGGCCCAGGCAGGGCUUCCAGUGGACGGUGAACGAUGCCCCGUGUGAUACCAAGCUGUACGCGCUGUGCCAGCAGGAUUAUCGUGAUUAUUGAGAUGUAAUUGAGUGUGAAAUACUAUAUUUUAGCUGUAAACGUUCAACACUUGAACACAUGCAUAGGUGAAAAAUAAUAACUUUGAUUUAUUUGAUCCUUA